AUGGCAGCAUCCAUUUUAGAUCGCAUCCAAGACCUCUCUCAGGAUGAUGAAGAGGCUGAUGUUGCAUCCUCAGCUGCUGAAUCAAGUCACCCGAGGAAUUCGAAACAGAAAGCAGCAGAAGCAGUUUUCUACGAGAAGCAAAAGCAAGCGGAGGCACAGAAAGCAAAUGCAGAUGCUGUCUUCUAUGCAAAGCAGAAGGCUGCAGACGGUGAACUCUAUGCAAAGCAGAAAGAAGUGGAAGGAAUCACUGCAAUAGCAAAAGCUCAAGGCGCUUACUUGAGUACCCUUCUCAAAGAACUCAAUGGAAACUAUGGAACACUCAGAGAUUACAUGAUGAUCAAUGGUGGUAUGUUCCAAGAAAUUGCCAAGAUUAAUGCUGAAGGCGUGCGCGGACUACAGCCCAAGAUUAGCAUUUGGUCCGGGGCCAAUGGUGGCGGUGAGGGCAGUAGUGGUGGCGCGAUGAAGGAUGUUGCCGGGGUGUACAAAAUGUUGCCACCAAUGUUCCAGACAGUUCAUGAGCAGACUAGGAUGCUACCACCAGCUUGGCUAGGCACAUUGCCUGAUUCCAAAAACUCCAUCUCUUCUUAA
Cornus florida is the source of this 588-nucleotide messenger RNA. RefSeq names its product flotillin-like protein 4. The coding region runs from base 1 to 588 and encodes 195 amino acids. Gene Ontology annotation, biological process: protein localization to plasma membrane. Gene Ontology annotation, cellular component: plasma membrane; plasma membrane raft. The transcript is spliced from 2 exons. The record is from RefSeq and is a predicted model, not a curated record. Lineage: Eukaryota; Viridiplantae; Streptophyta; Magnoliopsida; Cornales; Cornaceae.